This is a messenger RNA of Brachypodium distachyon (stiff brome), 3299 nucleotides long. RefSeq lists its product as uncharacterized. NCBI's taxonomy places the organism in Eukaryota, Viridiplantae, Streptophyta, Magnoliopsida, Poales, Poaceae. Gene Ontology annotation, molecular function: protein binding. The record is from RefSeq and is a predicted model, not a curated record. The coding region runs from base 76 to 2880 and encodes 934 amino acids. The transcript is spliced from 21 exons.
CCAAAACCACCAGUCGGGCCUCAACCCUUGUUCGCCCCUGGCCUCUCCGGCCGUCCUCCACCCAAGCCGGCGCGAAUGCCGGAGCCGCAGGCCAUCCUCCCGCUCCGGGCGCUACCCCCGGACGCGCCGCUCCCACUCCCCGUGCCGCCGUUCCACCAGCAGAACCCCGCCGCCCCCGCCACCGCCAGCGCUACCCCGACCACGCCCCCCAACCCUCCCCCUCCCCCGGCCGCCGCGCAGCCGUCCUCCACGCGCCCGCCGCACCCAUGGGAGAUAGCCGCGCGCGCCUGGCUCGAGUCCUUCCCCGACGGCCGCCCUCCCACCGAGCCCGAGGUCGACGCCUACAUCGACGCCCACCGUCCCGACCUCCCGUCCCUCCCCCGCUCCCAGCUCCACCAGCGCCUCCUUGCGCUUCGCGGCGACCAGGUUUUAGAUGCAGAGCAAAGUGCAUUCCCGUACAGGUUCCAGCGAACUGAUCUCUGGAAGCCUGUAUAUCAAUGGCUAGAAACUCUUGAGAUGGACUCGCUGGUUACAUCAAAGCAGAUAUCGGACUGGCUUGCAUCGAACCCACAGGUGAUGGAUAGGCUGGUUGAGAAGCAUUCAAAAUAUCAUCUGAUUCACUACAGCCAGCGGAUGCACUUGAAGUUGCUGAAGAAGAGAGGGAAGUUGCCAAAGACACUACAACUUUCUGCGGCUAGAGCCACGGUCCGGCCAAGUGCUGUUCCAGUGACCCCACAGGAGAGUGCAGUGACCUUGCCGAAAUCUCUACCUCCUGUCACAGGUGGUAAUGGAAGCAUAUCUCCAGGUGGCAGUGCAAGCAGAUCUCCUGGUGGCAAUGCAAGUAGACUUCCAGGUGGCAGUGCAAGUAGUCUUCCAGUUGGCAGUGCAAGUAGACUUCCAGGUGGCAGUGCAAGUAGACUUCCAGGUGGCAGUGCAAGUAGACUUCCAGGUGGCAGUGCAACUAUAAAGGACACAGAUACGUCAUUGUCCAAAAAGAAAGAAGCUCUCCUCAAAUAUGAACUUUUGACAGAUUUGCAGAAUCAGUUGACCAGUGUGCUGUUAAAUCAGUGUCGUACUGUUGCCAUUAAAGAUACAGACUCCUCGUAUAUGGAUUUUCAAAAGCCAGAGACUAACAUAUGCAUCCAAGAAGGGGCAACUACUGCAAGCACAUCGAACCCUGUGGAUGUGACGAAGAUUUAUGUCAAUGAACAGUCAAACCCAGGAGGAGCUGUGGAGAGUGAAUUUGGACAAAAGAGAAAGAGAAACCCUAUCAUUGUUACACCCGCAUGGUGUUACAGUGAAGCUGCAACAGGAACUUUGCAGCAUGAACAGAAUUCAAGUUCACAUAGUGAUGGUGCAAGAAGUUUCAAUAUAUGGAAGGGACAUGUCAACCAUUCAUUUCCACAUCGAUCUAUUAAGAAAAACCUAUUGUUCUGCCUAGAGGGGCGUGAAAUUGGUACCAACUGGUCUCAAGUUUGUUCUUACGGAGGCUAUGUUGGAAGGAGCUGUGAACGAUGGACCCCAUUUCUUGAAGGAUGGAAUUCUCCUGCUGUCCAGUUUGAAGGGCCUGGGGUACAUGCUGUGAAAAAAAGUUACUUAUCUUGGUGCCCAACUUCAUGCGCUUAUACGUCUAGUGCACCUUCUGAUCAGCCUCAUGACAGGCAAGGUGUACGCAAAGUUCUUGAUGUGAAGUUUCAUCCAGAAGGGUUGCCUCAGCUUGUUUCUUGCUCUAAUGAGGCACCAAAUGAAUUGUUGCUUUUCAAUCUUCUUUCGGGAAGGUCCAUUCAACUUAGGGGCCACAGUACUAAGAUCCAGGCAAUCUCAUUUGCAGUCAAAGGAGCAAGCGUUGUAUCUUGUGGUUCUAAUUUACUAAAGGUAUGGGACUGCAUUACGGGCUCUUGCCUCUACACCCUUGGUGGCGAUGAUGAAAACUCAGUGGGGCAUACUCAAAAAAUUAAUGCUAUGGCAGUGAAUAAGUGGCAAUCCUGUCUGGUUGUCACUAGUGGAGCAAAAGGUGACGGUAAGCUUCUACUAUGGAAUGCUUUGAGAGGUGAACUUGCUUCAGAUCUAAAUUCAAACCUGAGGUCACAAGAUAUGGUCUAUCCUUCAAUUGAUACAAUGGAGUUCUGUAGUGAGAAUCUUCUGGCAUGUGGAAGUGACUGUGAUUAUGGGGGCUCAGCUGUGGUACAAUUAUGGGAUAUUGAGUCUCCAGAAUCUUACUUAUCUUUCUCUGCAAGUGAUUCUUACAUUACUUCCCUUAAAAUCAAUCCUGCUGGCAACACUAUCAUUACAGGUUCUGGUGAUGGGACUAUUGGCUUAUUUGACAUCCGUGCUUGUUCUGCAAUUAACCAUUUGUCAGUGGGGCCUGGUUCUGAGGUUACAUCUGUUUCGUUUAGCAACUGUGGUACCUAUUUUUCUGCUUCUAGCACAUCCAACAACACUUUAGUUUGGGAUACAAGACUGGUUCCAAUAAGUCACAGCAGGGAUAUUUCACGAAGCAAGGACAUGCGAUUUUUUCGCCCUUUACAUUGCUUGAGUCAUGGCAAGCAGAUGCCGACUGCAGAAUAUACGAGUCAACUGCCAGGUCAUGUUGAUGAGGGUGAUCAGGGGGUAAAUGCCACACACUGGUUGCAUAAUCAACCUGUCCUUGUUACUGUGAGUGGUGAUGGCAGUGUUGGAAUGUGGGAUGUCACUCUAGGGCAGCCUUGUGUCAGACAUAUCAUCACUCAUAAUCGAUGUGCCAACGCGGUUGCUGUAGCCCCUAAUGAUGAAUACAUCUCCACAGGAGGAAGCGAUCAAAAAGUUGUUUUAUAUCAUAACAGAAAUGGACGUGCAAAUCUUAAUUGGCGUCUCACAUACCCUCUGCCCGGAAAUGAUUAAUGUGCUGCCGAGAAGUGUACAAUGAUCCCAGAAAUGCUGAGGAGUUGUCUGAAAUAGGUUGCUGGACUAAAGAAGGAACUCUGUUGCUUGAAAGGGAUGUAGAGCGAUGGCUGGUAUUGAAGCCUCUGCUUGAUGGACGAGUGCAGCUUGUGUUGGGCCUCAAUAUAAAUGAAUUUUCGUUCCUCUUUACAAGUUGUGUUUGUACCUUUUUAUUCUCCUGUAAAGAGAAUAUUAAGGAAAUCAAUAUCAACUUGACUGGUGAUAGUCUUCUACUCUUAGUAUAGUGUUAACCCAGUUUAUGAGCCAGAUUAGGCAAUUCCCUGUAACAUCAGUUGAGCAAGAGCUACUUACCCGUUGCCUGUAUCUCUCUUCUUCUUUUUCCUUCAGUGUGAACAUGUAGUCUUUCAGCAUUGCCAAAA